CCGCCACUCCUGUCCUGUGAGUCUCCUACCAAAAAAGGAGCACUACUUCCUCUUCUGAAUUGUGAAGGCUAUAAACCACCACCGGCACAUCUCUUCUCCCCCAGAUCCAUUCCUCGUCUCCAUCGCAGCACCCCGCCCUGCUCCAUCGUCUCCUCCUCCUCCGGAUCCCCUGCUAGUUCGCUUCGAAGAGAGAGAAAGAGAGAGAGGGGAUGGGGAGCCUCGCUUCGGAGAAGACGGUGGUCGGGUGGGCCGCCAGGGACGCCACCGGCCACCUGUCUCCCUACUCCUACACCGUCAGGAAGACGGGCCCUGAAGAUGUGCUGGUGAAGGUGCUGUAUUGUGGGAUCUGCCACACUGACAUCCACCAGGUCAAGAACCAGCUCGGUGCUUCAAAGUACCCCAUGGUCCCUGGGCACGAGGUGGUCGGUGAGGUGGUGGAGAUCGGGCCCGAGGUGACCAAGCACCGCGUCGGCGACGUCGUCGGCGUUGGGGUGAUCAUCGGGUGCUGCCGCGAGUGCCGCCCCUGCAAGGCCAACGUCGAGCAGUACUGCAACAAGAGGAUCUGGUCGUACAACGACGUCUACACCGACGGCCGGCCGACUCAGGGCGGGUUCGCCGCCACCAUGAUCGUCGACCAGAAGUUCGUGGUGAAGAUACCCGCGGGUCUGGCGCCGGAGCAGGCGGCGCCGCUGCUGUGCGCCGGCGUGACAGUGUACAGCCCGCUGAAGCACUUCGGCCUGACGGCCCCCGGCCUCCGCGGCGGCAUCCUGGGGCUCGGCGGCGUGGGCCACAUGGGCGUGAAGGUGGCCAAGGCGAUGGGCCACCACGUGACGGUGAUCAGCUCGUCGUCCAAGAAGCGCGCCGAGGCGAUGGACCACCUGGGCGCGGACGCGUACCUGGUGAGCUCCGACGCCGACGAGAUGUCGGCCGCGGCCGACUCGCUGGACUACAUCAUCGACACCGUGCCCGUGCACCACCCGCUGGAGCCGUACCUGGCGCUGCUGAAGCUGGACGGCAAGCACGUGCUGCUGGGCGUCAUCGGCGAGCCGCUGAGCUUCGUGUCCCCGAUGGUGAUGCUCGGGAGGAAGGCCAUCACGGGGAGCUUCAUCGGGAGCAUGGACGAGACGGCGGAGCUGCUGCAGUUCUGCGUCGACAAGGGACUGACAUCGCAGAUCGAGGUGGUGAAGAUGGGGUACGUGAACGAGGCCCUGGAGCGGCUGGAGAGGAACGACGUGCGCUACCGCUUCGUCGUCGACGUCGCCGGCAGCAACAUUGAGGAGGCGGCGCCGGAGCCGGAGCCGGCUAGCAACUAACGGUGCUGCACUGCUGCGUGAUGUGUGAUCCUGGACCCUUGUAACGUUCGUUUCUGUCGAGACCGUGUGCGCUUCUGCUUUCUUCAGUGCUGCGUUUUGUGCUUGCAUGCCAAGGCCCUUGGGUGAGUGACUGCUGAAGUGCUGAUGGAGUGAUAGUGAGACCAGCUCAGCUCGGCUUGCAGCUGGAUGCGUGAUAUAAUUUCGGAUUUAAUACCGAUGUGUCAUACUUGGAGUAUACCACUAUCAUAAUUGGCGAACAAUCUUAGUAUGUGUAGCACUGCAUGCUUGUGUUACCCUUUUUAGACGAUGCUAAGUGUUUUUAGGGACCUAAUCUUCAAUCGACUGAUUUCAGCGUUCUUUACAGUC
This is a messenger RNA of Phragmites australis (common reed), 1679 nucleotides long. Its product is annotated as probable cinnamyl alcohol dehydrogenase. The record is from RefSeq and is a predicted model, not a curated record. Gene Ontology annotation, molecular function: zinc ion binding; cinnamyl-alcohol dehydrogenase activity. The coding region runs from base 210 to 1313 and encodes 367 amino acids. Lineage: Eukaryota; Viridiplantae; Streptophyta; Magnoliopsida; Poales; Poaceae. Gene Ontology annotation, biological process: lignin biosynthetic process. The transcript is spliced from 4 exons.